This is a messenger RNA of Labrus mixtus (cuckoo wrasse), 3654 nucleotides long. RefSeq names its product hematopoietic death receptor (gene hdr). The record is from RefSeq and is a predicted model, not a curated record. Bases 127 to 1332 code for a protein of 401 amino acids. Gene Ontology annotation, biological process: TRAIL-activated apoptotic signaling pathway; positive regulation of apoptotic process. Gene Ontology annotation, molecular function: protein binding. NCBI's taxonomy places the organism in Eukaryota, Metazoa, Chordata, Actinopteri, Labriformes, Labridae. Gene Ontology annotation, cellular component: cell surface; plasma membrane. The transcript is spliced from 10 exons.
UCGUCACACCUGCUGUAAAGUUCGACCCUGAGGGAGCGCUUCACUCGCAGUUUAACUCUCUCUGUUGAGGAAAAGUUUUGUAAUGAUUGGAGUAAAGUCUGUGGAUUUAAACUUCUACAGUGAAGCAUGAGGACGCUCCUGAAGUAUAUGGUUUUCCUGGUUUUGUUUUUGCCUGUUGUUUUUGGCUCCCAAACAUCUGGCCUUGACAUGGGUAUCAGGAAGGUACGGCGGGAAAUCUACUGCGCAGACGAGGAGGAGUACCGGAAUGGCGACAUGUGCUGUUUAAACUGUCCAGCUGGUUACCGUAUGAUAUCUCCAUGCACCGAAAACGAAAAGAAGGGGAGGUGUGAGAAGUGUGACGAUGGAAGGUUCACUGAGCACUCAAACGGGCUGAAGCAGUGUUUCAAGUGCACUCAGUGUCGCCCAGAUCAGGACAUCUUGAAGACGUGUUCUCAUACCCAAAACACUGAAUGUCAGUGCAGAUCUGGAGGGUUUUGUGCUCCGGACCAGGCGUGCGAGGUGUGCAAGAAGUGUUCAAGGUGUGACAAAGAUGAGGAAACAGUGAAGAACUGUACUUCAACCACGAACACGGUGUGCAAGCCGAAAACCAAGCCGAGUCCUGCCUCUGUCUCAGAGAAGGCCAUUUGGAUUGUUCCACUUUUACUGUUUGCUUCGGGGCUAAUCGUUGUAUGCGUCUUGUGGCUGAGGAGACGUCGAGCAACAGAAUCUCAGAGGAAUCAAUCUGUUGGGCUAAAAGAUGGACAGCAUGACAGUGAAGAGUCUCUCACCGAGGAAAGGAGGACCACUGUCACCCACAUACCGAGCUACUCAAAUCCAAUCCUGUCCCGGCAACUGGUGAGACCCAAAUCCUUUGCGGAGGAUGAGCACCAAGUGUUGUUUGAAAGCCUCGACAGCUCAGCCAGUAACUCUCAGCACUGUUUACUGUCGUCCUCUGCAUUCCCCACGUCUCCCCCCCGAGCCCGCCUCAUGGUCCCACAGCCACACAGGAGGGAAGAGGAAGAAUUUCCCAAGCUUUUUCCUGUGAACGGUGAAGAGUCUUUGAGGAACUGCUUCGAGUACUUUGAAGAAAUGGAUGUCACCUACCUCAAGAGAUUCUUCCGUAAGCUGGGGAUGUCGGACAACGUGAUCAAUAGUAAAGAGCACCUUCUCUUUCAGGACAAGAUCCAUGACUUGCUGAAUAUUUGGAUGGAGAAGGAAGGCAGAGACGGCAGCUUAAACAACCUGCUGAAAGCUUUACUCGAUCUAAAUCAAAGGCGAACAGCCGAGACCAUCAAGGAGAAGGCUGUUCACAACGGUCAUUACCAUUUAUGAGUAAUGACAGUUUCUCUGUUUGGACAAAGACACUCAUUGUCUGAGUUCUACCAAGGUCCUUGUUGCUGAAAGCUUACAGUAUGCACUAUUCAGUUGUUAUUGAAGUAGGGCUGAACAAGGUCUUUGGAAACAGAGAAUCUAUGAGCUAAUUAAGUCUCUUGGCUAACUCUCUUUCAAGUCUUAAAAGGCCAAACGCUGGUGUUUCAACCAGCAGUAGUGAGUUAGCUACUGCCAAGGGUGUUGCCUUUAGAGGUGAGUUGCAUAUAGCAACUUAAUUCUAGUCAAAAAAAAAGUCACUUUGAAUGGAGAGCCUAAAGUCCAAAGAACAUCACUUAAUGUGAUCGGGUACUUGCUGCCUCCAAAAAAGUGCCUGCCCUUGUCGUCUAUCCACAACUAGCAAAGCACAAAGCUACAGGCCAAACAUGGUGUUCUCUCGGUACUCACCAAGAGCAUUGUUUACUGAAUCUGCUGCUAUUGUAGUUUGAGCACAGGCAUUUUCAAUGUACUGUAUAGCUCUGAUGGUGAAAACAGAAAAUGACUGAACUUUCACUCUGAAAUGGCAGCUUGAUUUAGUUUAUUGUUUUUAAGGGUUUCUUGGUUUGUCUUGUUCUUCACAUGCACUAAACUGAGCUCAGCUUGAUUGUUUAAUACACUGACUUUGUUUCUCAACAUUGUUUUAUUCAAGACAACUGGUUUAUAUGUCCUCAGGAAUUAAUGUCUUUAAUGUGGGCACUGAUUGCUGGAACAUGUUGAGCUUUAAAGUGCCAAGUUAUCCUAAAAAAAACACAAAACAACAUGAAGUUAUGAAUAGGAAACAAUUCUGUUUUCUGUCUGACUUCACACGUUAAACUUACAGUGUUGUUGGACCACGAAUGAACCUGAGCUUUAGCUUAUGGUUACACAUUUGUCCUGAUCACAACAUUGACAUUUUUUAGAGUUCUGCAGGGAUACUUCAAGAUACACAGUUUUAUAUUGUUGACCCCUACAAUGCAGUUAUCAUUCUAAAAAUAUAAAUAACGAACACAAGAUGGUCGCUCAACUGGAGAGUAAGUGUGCAUGUUUGUGCAUCACAGUUUCACACUCUAGAUUGUGGUAAUCUAUACAGCGCCCACUGCUGGUGACAGUCAGAAAGAGAACUGCUAGUGUAAUCCAAUGAUACACAAAUGAAAUGCUACUGGUGAGCAAAUCGAGUAAUAUCGAUGAAAUUAGCCGACACCGGAUAAGCUAGUAUCGGCGGAUAUUAUCAGCUGGCUGAUUAAUCGUCUGGCUCUAGUUUAAACACAAUGUUACAUAAUCUCUUUGUUCUGUUUCUAAUAUUUACAUGAUUCAAAGAGGCCUUUCCUAUUUAAUAGGAUAAGAUGUAUAUCUAUAUAUAGGGUUGUAUUGCUGGUUUGUUUUGCAACACAGCUAACCUAAGGUCCCUGUUGGAGUGACUUUAACUCUACAACUGAGGCACUUAUGGCAACACUUGAGCUUAUAGCAUUUGUGUGCUUAUGAGAUUUAAGAGUGAGUCUGUUUUUACAGAGUUACGUUUUAUUUUCUACCAAAUGCUUAACGAAGCUGAGGUUGAAACAAAAAGUUCUAAAGCAUUAAUGGUCUUACACACCACAUGACUACACCUAAAUAAAACUUGAAUGUAUUGUUCCUGUAACGAUGUGUCAGUGAAGAGUUUGUUGAAUCUGACAGCUGCACACGUGUUGUUUUAAGACGUCUUUCCACGUUUUUAAAUGAGUUGCUUUGCUGUCUAACUUGUCCAUGUGUACCACUGGUCAUAUUGGUGCAAAAACAAGUUUGUUGUUCGGUCAUGUCAACAUUGUUGAAUUGGCUUACUAAGGUGAUGAGUCAGGUUUUGUUAUGGCAACAUUUCUUCUUGAGCAGAUGCCGACAAAAAAAUGUAAAUGCCUCUAAGCCAGGAGAGGAAGUUAAAAGUAUUUGUUUACAUUUUGUAUGAACAUGUUGCUCUGUUUUAUGUACCGGGCGAUGUGUAAUGGUCAAAUCUCUCUGGAAACAAAUUUGAUUUUUUCCUGAAGGGAUCCCGAUGGAUAAAUAAAUGUCGAAUAAAGAUGAAAAAACCUGACAGCAGUCAUUUUAUCAAAUGCCCUGAAAAAUAUGGUGGCACAGAUAAACUGUUUGGAUAUCAAGUCUUUCUUAAGCUUAAAUAAUGAGCUGCUCUCCCAAGGAUGAGAAAUUAAAAACAUGAGGUUAAUGAUUAAACUCAAAACACUCUCGCUAUCUCGGCACCUUCAACUGUUCAUGGUCGCCUGCUUAAAGCAUAAAUGAUCUGUCAACUUCAAUGUUUGCUAAUAAAGAUCUGCACCAUAA